Molecule: messenger RNA, 481 nt
Organism: Leishmania braziliensis MHOM/BR/75/M2904
Lineage: Eukaryota; Euglenozoa; Kinetoplastea; Trypanosomatida; Trypanosomatidae
Source: the annotation of a RefSeq genome assembly
GAGCGCCCACCUUGUCCACAUCCGCAGAGUCAACCCGUGUAACUCAGGCUCGUGCAUGGUGCAGGUCCUCGUUGUUGUGUUCGCGAUGAUCUGCGACGACGGGUUUGACGGGCGCGACGAGAAAGCGGCGUCAGUGCGCUCACCGUGCACACUGUCUUGAGCCUCCUCCUCACAUAGACGCGGCAUUUGCGCGGGUGCAUCCUCGGCAGCGCAUAUUCCCGCGUCGAGCAGGCGAUUUACUUCAUGAUGUUGAUGUUUAAUGGGGAGUGGCAGCAGCAGGAGCCAACGGAGACACAGUACCCGGAGAGCCACUCUCCGCAGUACAGCAGCUAAUCAGGAUGCCACCAUCACGGGCUUAACAGCGCGGGUGGAGGAGGACGGUGGAGACACUCGAUGCAGCCAAGUGAGGCGAGAGCGUUGUUGCACGCCUUUUCUCACCGCCGAUGCAAAUGUGUGCCGCCGCACCGAAAGUGAGCGCCUC